UAUCGCCGAGUGCGAACCUAACGGAAUUCGGAAAGGACUUAGCCGGGCUAAGGGCAGUGCGAGCGAGUGAGAUACAGAUACUCGGAAGAGCAACAGUGAGAAGAGUUGGGUUCGAAGGGCCUCAGAUACAAGAUAGUGCCCCAUAGAGGAGUCGGGCUCCUCGUUACCAACCGAUAUGUGAAAAUACCCAAAUCCCAGAGUGAAGCCAAAGUGAAAGUGUGUUAAGCCGCCUGAAUAAAAAUGAACAAAAUGGCGAACGUUUUAAAGUUCAAAAGUUCACAACAAAACAAAGCAAUGUGAAGACAAACAAAGUACCAGAAAGCUGAAAUUCUUCAGAUGUUGUUCUUUAAUGCAUACGAAAAUCACAAAUAAAUUAUCAUCAGCCUAAUCAACAUCAACAUUAUUAUCAUCAACGGCAGUGGCGAACCUGCGUAGCGCCAGGACGGCAGGACGAAGUAUCCCUGGAAAACUUUUUCCAGCCCGUAAGCCAAAAGGUACAACGCCAGUCGCAGCAUGAGCGGGUCGGGGACAGGAAGUGGGGUGGGCAGCGGCGCCACCCACAUCUUUCGGUCCCUGUCAUCGGAGAGCCAGAAGCGAGAGUGGUCCAAGCGGCUGUCCCUCAGGGGAAUGCGCCACGGAGGCGCCGCGAGCGGAGGAGCUGCGGGCGGAGCUGGGACAGUCGGAUCUUCAGGCCCGUCCAGCGGCAAGGAGGAAAGCAAACACAGAAAGUUCUUCAGCCGUUCUGCCUCCCUGCGGCAGGCCGGGAGUGGAGGCAGCCAACAGGCCUCCAUGGAGCUGCAUGUGCCCGGCCAGGGGGGUCAGGGUGGGAUGUCCUCCGGAGCAGGCUCACCAUCGCAGCCGCAAACACAGCCGUCGACGCCCAAGAAGUCCAACUGGGAGGUGAUCGAACAUUUCAAUACGAGUGCCAAGGGAGGCAAGGCCAUGGUUAGCAGCAGUUUGAUUGCGGCUGGCAUCACGCGCUGCAACAUCGACGAGUCUAUCGAUUCCACCAACUCCAGCUCCACCUGCCACAGCCCCAUGAUCUACCAACGUGACGAGGCCCAGCUGCUGCAACAAGGAGAUGCCGGCAAUGUGGAGGCCAACAAUCUGAAUGCCGGAGGAGGAGCAGGCGGCGGCGGUGGAGUCGGAGCAGGAAAUGGUCCGGUGAGCCCCAGCAUUUCGUUCUGGUUCCGUUUGAACCGCAUCAUUCUGCGCCUCUGCUCCACGCACCAGUUUAAGAAUCUCCAGGUGGAAAUGCUGUAUCAGCGUUACUUUCUGCGUAUGAACCAGAGCAACACCACCCACAUUCUGGCGCUGCUCCUGGCCCUGAUUCUGGCCCUUUCCUGCACGCACCUGGUCUUCACAACGCUGCAGCUUCAGCGCAGCAGCACCCUGAUGCUGGAGCUCAUGAGACUGGACACAAAUGGCAGCCAAACCAAUGGCAACUUGACGACAACCACAAUGAAGCCACCGGUGGAUGCCGGCCAGCAAAUUGCCCAGGGCAGCGCCAACUCCUUCCUGCUGCCGGGCCUGAAUUCCACAUCCACCUCCAGGGUGGGGGGCAGUGAUUUGGAAUCCGCUUCUGACCGCGAACUCGUCGAUUCUGAUGUGGACGAUAAUGGGCAGGCGUGGCGGAGGCAGAAGCGCAAACAUUAUCGACGCCUCCACAAGCAUCGCUACAAACACAAAACCAAGCACCACGCCCCGGCCAGAUACGAUAUCCGGGAGAAGCGGAGCCUGCAGAAGGGAGUAGGGGCGUCUGUUGACACUGGACCCGAUGAUGUUUACACUGCCACUGCCGCCGCAGAGGGCGGGACUGCCGCUACCGACGACAAUGAUGGGCGUGGAGUUGGCAGUAAACGCAUUACGUAUACGCCGCGUGUCCGCGACAACAAUCAAAUUUCACAUGAGGAACGUGAUGAAGUGUUAAACACAUCGUCGGCCGCAGGACCGAGUGGGGAGGACGACGAUUUGGACACCUCACUGAGCUACGGACACAUUCUGGCCCUGCUCCUGAUGCAGGUGGACGAGUCCGUGCUGGUCUUUCUCAUCGUCAUGCUAAUCUGCGGCAUUGUCUACUCCUUUCUGCUCUGCAUUCUGUCCAAGCCGGCCAUGAACGAGAUAUUCCUGGUCCUGGUAUCAUAUGUCAUCCUGGGUACCUUUCUGGCCAUCGAAGUGGCAGUUAGUUUUGCGUUGCAACCAAGCAAAUCCUUCAACGGCAGCGCCUGCUGCACCGUCCUCAUCUACAUGACCUACACGAUGUUGCCGCUCCGCCUCCGGGAAGCUCUGAUCGGUGGCAUUCUCCUGAGUCUUGUCCAUUUGUACACCUGCCUGCGGCUCCCCUCGACCUUCCACGACCUGGAGGCCUUUAAAUGGCAAGAGCUUCUUUGCACCCUGGUGGCCCUGCUUUUGGCCAACUUGACCGGCGUCUACACCCACUGGCCCAAGGAGAAAGCCCAGCGCAAGGCCUUCAUCGAGACGAGGCAGUGCAUCGAGGCUCGGCUGCGGACUCAACGCGAAAACCAGCAGCAGGAACGCUUGCUGCUGUCGGUCCUGCCACGGCAUGUGGCCAUGGAGAUGAAGGACGAUAUUGCGGGCCAGCCACGUGACACACAAUUCCAUAAGAUAUAUAUUCAGCGACACGAGAACGUCAGCAUUCUGUUUGCGGACAUUUGCGGUUUCACCAGCCUCUCGGAUCAGUGCACGGCGGAGGAGUUGGUGCGUCUGCUGAACGAGCUCUUUGCCCGAUUUGAUCGAUUGGCCGCAGAGCACCAUUGUCUGCGCAUUAAGCUGCUGGGCGAUUGUUAUUACUGUGUCUCCGGACUGCCAGAGCCCCGGCCGGAUCACGCCCAUUGUGCCGUCGAAAUGGGACUCGAUAUGAUUGACGCCAUAGCUCUAGUUCGCGAGGUGAUGGCCGUAAAUGUGAACAUGCGAGUGGGCAUCCACACGGGACGGGUGCAUUGCGGCGUUCUGGGCCUGGUCAAGUGGCAGUUUGAUGUGUGGUCCAAUGACGUCACCCUGGCCAACCACAUGGAGAGCGGCGGCAUACCAGGACGCGUUCACAUCACCAAGGAGACUUUAAAGUGUCUGGAUGGCGAUUACGAAGUGGAGGCCGGCAAAGGAAACGAACGUAAUUCCUAUCUCAAGGACCAUCAAAUCGAAACGUAUCUGAUAGUGCCGGGUGACAUUUACAGGCCUCACAAGAAGUCCCGGAAUCGCCUUCAGGUGAAUGGAAAUAUAUCCAAGGAGCUUCGCAUGAUGGGUCACGGAACUGCUCAGAAACAUACUUCCAAAUUUGGUUUCGGCGACAGUUCUGAAAGCACAAAGGAUCCAGAGGACGAGGUCAAUGAGUAUCUUAUGCGUGCCAUAGAUGCUCGCAGUAUCGAUCAUUUGAGAGCCGAACACUGUCAGUCCUUGCUGCUUUGUUUCAAAGAUAAUGUCCUGGAAAGAAAGUACGCCAGCGAACCGGAUCGCAUGUUGUGUGUUUAUUUCUACUGCAGUCUGUUGGUCCUGCUCGGAACGAGUAUAAUGCGACUGGUGGUCUUCCAGAGCUCCCUGGUGACUCUGGCCCUGUCCAUCGGAGCCCUGGUGCUGCUUGUGUUUCUGGUAUUCCUGGUGGCAUGUCAUAAAAUCAACUUUCAGCUGCCAUCGGACAUCAAGCGAUUCUCAUUGCGCAUUCAUAGCGAUCGCAGGAUAUCACAGUUUUUUGCCUUCGCCAGCGUGUCCCUGAUUGUCCUCACCACCCUCCUGGCCAUGUUCCAGGAAUCGUCCCGGCAGUUGGACCAGCUCCAAAGCCAACGCUUCUGGCUGGAUGUGAAUGGCAAUGUGAGUGUCCUCAACCAGGAGAUGUAUGCCCCGGAGACGACCGAUUGUGACUUCUAUCUGGCCAACAAUACAUUCCUUCUGCUGACACUGCUCUCGAUGAUGAGCUGUGCCACCUACCAAGUCCUGCGGAUCCUGCUGAAGCUGCUGCUGCUCCUGCUGGCCUCCGGCAGCUACAUGGCCUGCUCCUCCUAUUUGUAUGCACGCAGCAAGGAAAUAAGCCAUGAGUUGGCGAACGAAGAGGCCCUGCUGCGCUACAUAAUUGAUUCGAUCUUCCUGUUUGCAUUCAUGCUGGCCCUGAUUUUCCACAGCCACCAGACGGAGGCCACUUAUCGCCUGGACUUUAUAUGGAAGCUGCAAGCCACUGAGGAAAAGGAGGACAUGGAGCACCUGCAGGCUUAUAACCGUAAACUGCUGGAAAACAUUCUGCCCGUUCACGUAGCCGAGCACUUUUUGAGUCGCGAAAAGCACCUUGACGACCUCUACCACGAACAAUGCGACUCGGUGUGCAUCCUGUUCGCCAGCAUUCCCAACUUCUCCGAAUUCUACGUGGAGCUGGAGGGCAACAACGAGGGCGUCGAGUGCCUGCGUCUGCUGAACGAGAUUAUAGCCGACUUCGACGAGCUGCUUAGCGAGGAGCGCUUCCGCUGCAUUGAGAAAAUCAAGAGCACGGGAGCCACUUACAUGGCGGCAUCCGGACUGACGGCGAACACCUGUGACCGGGUGAACUUCAACCAUGUGACCGCGAUGGCGGACUAUGCCCUGCAGCUGUUCGACAAGAUCGAGGAGGUCAACAUGCAUUCCUUUAACAACUUUCGGAUGCGAAUAGGCAUUAAUAUUGGUCCUGUGGUGGCCGGCGUGAUUGGAGCCUGCAAGCCACAAUACGACAUUUGGGGCAAUGCUGUCAACGUGGCCUCCCGAAUGGAUUCCACUGGUCUGGUCGACCACAUCCAGGUCACCCAGGAGACGCAGCAGAUACUCGAAGGACGCGGCUACGAGCUUACCUGUCGUGGUAGUGUGGAUGUCAAAGGCAAGGGCUCCAUGAUCACCUACUUCCUCAAGGGCAAGAAGCCCAACGAGCCAAAGCCGGACUUGCCCAAGCCUGAGGUUGAGCCGCCAAAGACGCUGCCCCUGACCAAGGAACCGGAUAAGCCUCCUGCCGAGUCCGACAAGCAACAGGAACCCAUUAAGACCGACUCACAGGAGCAAGAUGAUGACCUGCUGCCCUCGCCCGACAUCGAUCUCAACUCGAAUAUGCAGAACUUGACGGCCCAGCGGAGGAAGUCCCUCUGCCGACAGCACAACAUAUCCUCGUCCUUUGGCACCACCGUGAGCAGCUCCACGGGCAUCACCCCCAGUAUCUCCAAUAGCUCCAGCGUCGUCACCAUUGGAGCUCUGCCGGCGAUCCUGCGGGGGGCAAACACCAAUACGAAUCCCAAUCCCAGCAUGAAUGCAAACUCAUCUGCCACGAAUGACAAUUCCGCGGUGGCCACGCCCACAGCACCGCCAAGAACGCUGGUGGCCGAGCUCAAGGAUGAGAUAGCCAGGGACGAGAAGACUGGCCUGAAGGACUCCAUAGAAAACCUGGAGAUCUUGCUGAAGAACAACAUAAGCCUCUCCGACCUGAGCAACAAGCAGCAACAGAACCUCCGGGGGGAGACGAGCAGUUCCACGACGACCACCCUCAGGAAAAGAGACACCAUCGUGAGCUUCAACGUAACGGAAACGGUGACCACAACGGCAGUUCCCUGCCCCGCCUCGGGGUCGGGCUGCUCCUCCACUUCCCAGCAGAAAAAGCGCCGCUCGGUGACCGCCAUGGCAGCCAGUUACAUCACCACCUCCGCCACCACAGGCACCACCGCCCGACUGCUGUCCAACGAGAGCCAGAGCUCCACCCAGACGGCACCCGGCACCCUUGAGAGCUCCGUGCCGGGUCAGUCCUCCACGGAGAACUCCUCGCAGGACUGGCAGCCGCGGACGGCCACCUUGGAGCCCAACCGGAGCCCGAUCAAAACCUCGCAAUCGAUGAGCCCGAUUGGCGGCCAGAUGACCCCCGACAUGUACGUCCUGCCCAACAGCCGGAGCAUGAUACUCAUCAGCACCAACGGGUCGGGGGGUGGUGGCAGCAGUCCGAGGGCGGGAAUCCUGCAGGAUGUAAGCACGUAAGGGAUCGUCAGGCAACCGUGUAAAUAUGUACAGAAAACAGAGAAAAGGAGGCAGCUAGUCAAGGAUUAGAGGUAACAUUAAGGGUAAUGAAUAGUGGGUAACGGAUGGAGCAGUAACGGAUAGGAUUAGGAUGUAGCUUGUAGACGGAUUGGGCUUGCCAGUAUACAGUGGCGUCACUGUACUAUCAGCUCUCCCUUCCCCUUGUAUGAUCUCGCAUUUAUCUCGUAGCUUUACGUGUGUUCCUCAGUUAGCGUUUCAAGGCACAAGAAACAAUUUCCAUAUCACACCGAAAGAAAACUAUAGUACGAACGCAAAGUCUUGCACUUGCACUUCAACAGGGUACCAAAGAGAAAGGGCAUUGAGCACUAGAUGUUAGAGUUGUUAGUCAUUCGAUAGGUUGUAAGGCUUGGGAGCGAA
This is a messenger RNA of Drosophila bipectinata, 6405 nucleotides long. RefSeq names its product adenylate cyclase type 6. The record is from RefSeq and is a predicted model, not a curated record. Gene Ontology annotation, biological process: adenylate cyclase-activating G protein-coupled receptor signaling pathway; cAMP biosynthetic process; intracellular signal transduction. NCBI's taxonomy places the organism in Eukaryota, Metazoa, Arthropoda, Insecta, Diptera, Drosophilidae. Gene Ontology annotation, molecular function: adenylate cyclase activity. Gene Ontology annotation, cellular component: plasma membrane.